Molecule: messenger RNA, 2175 nt
Organism: Vanrija pseudolonga
Lineage: Eukaryota; Fungi; Basidiomycota; Tremellomycetes; Trichosporonales; Trichosporonaceae
Exons: 3
Coding region: 1-2175 (724 amino acids)
Source: RefSeq, a predicted model, not a curated record
AUGAUCCUGCGCUCGUGGCUGCUGGCGGCGCUGGCCACCGCGCGUGCAGGGUACAUCACCGUCGGCAUGACUGACGCACACCAGUGCGGCACGUCCACGGUCGAGUGGUACGGCGACGACGGGCCGUACCACCUCCUCCUAACCCCCACGACCUUCUCAUCGCACGGGUACAAUGUCUGGGUGCCGUCCAUUGCCAACGGUACCACCGCGUACAAUUUGACGAUCAAGCAGCCAGCCGGGCUGCAAUACCUCGUCACGGUGUGGGGCGCCUCGGGCAUCGAGUAUGCCGGGACGACGGACGUGCAGACCGUCCUGCCUAGCGCAACAAACGACGCCUCGUGCUUCCUCCCCAACGCUGAUAUCGCCUCGCUCUACACCUUUGCCUUCAACAUCUCCAACACGAAUGCCGGGUUCCCGCCGCAAUGUUCCAAUCUCUCCAUGGCGUGGCCUACGAGCCUCGAGUCGCCGACCCUCCCGCCCCGGACGAGAUCUCUCGGCGGAGACGACGACGAAGAGGAGACCGACCCCGACGAGCCGAGACCCGUUGACGACCUCGGAGAGCGCCAGGCGGGCGCCGCCCAGACCUCCUUUGCGCCCAGCCUCCCCGGUACGCUCGACGCCGACACAUCGAGCAGCAACAAGACGCAGGGCAACACAACGACUCCGCCGACCAUGUUCGGCAUCAUUCCCCUCGGCAACUCGUUCUCCAUCCCAAUCACCUACUCGCCCAAGUCCAAGUUUGUCCAUGGCCUCCCCGAGUCGUCGUGGUCGGACACGCCGACGACAUGGACGAGCCAGGGCGUGACGCACCUCAACUGGACAGUCAGCCUCGCCAAGGGCACGCGCUUCAUCCUCGUCGCUGGAAUUGGCUCGCACGAGGAGUGGGCGAGCGGCGGCUCCAGCGAGAUGAUGACGGUCGGCCAGGGGGACUCGAGCUGCGCCAAUGCUGGCUCAGCGCCAAGUAUCACGGCGUCAGAGUCCAAGACGGGCCCGAUCCGCAAGCCCACGGCGUCGGCAAGCAGCGACAGCACCAGCUCCACUGGGUCUGGGCCGAACAUCGCCGGCGUAGUCCUCGCGUGUGUCUUCUCGGCGCUCGCCACACUCCUCCUCGCAGUCGUAUUCUACUGCUGCUGCCGGAUCAGGAACAAGCGGCGGCGCGCAACCAAGCAGGGCCUGCCCAAGCCGUCCGUGGUCAGCGUCGCGACCUUCGGCCGUAUCGACACGAAGCGGCGCAAGCAGCCGCAGCGGUACGAGGGCGAGCAGGCCGGCGACGUGCGCCUCGACCUCAUCGCGGACCGCGACGACGCGAGCGACGGUACCCGCCCGAUAUCCACCGUGUCGGACGCGACCCGCCCCCAGAGCCACUUCUCCGUCUCGUCCCGCCCGCCGCCGAUCACCACGUCCCCGCUGCGGCGGUAUGACGGCGAGUUGUUCGGCUCCCCCGCGUACAGUUCGCCGGGGUACAGCUCGCCCGUCGAGCUCGACAGUUACCACGACUACACGCCGCAGAUGACGGGCUACUCGAGCGCGCAGCUGUCUGCGCGCGCUCGCGGGGACGACUACGCGCCCCUGUCACCGCGCGCCGGCCGCGACGAGUACUCGCCGUUGUCGAGCCCGACGCGGGCGCCAGAGAGCUCGAGUUCCGACCGGCUGGGCGACAUCCGCACCGACCUGAUCGGCCGCCCGCCAUCAUUGGACCAGCUGAUCGCCUACCCCGCGCUGGCGGUCACGCCGCCCCGGCGCGGGCUGCAGCUCCACGACCCCGAAGAGGCGGGCUCCGAGGCGCUCGGCCAGCUCAAGCGCGACACGCUCGCCGCGCUCGACGGCCAGCCGGGCUCCCCGACCGCGCCGGUGCCCGGACCGUCCUUGCCCCGCCGGCGCCGCGAGCGAGGCGAGGCGACGUACCUCGUCCACCGGGACGCCGGGCGCGUGCUCGGUGGCCCGCGCCGCCCGCGCAACGUGCUCGAGCUGCCCCCUAGGUACGAGGAGCUCAACUGGGACGAGGAGGAGGACGGUCCCGCGCCGCUCACCAUCAACACCAGCGCCGGCUCAGCGCAGUCUGCCUCGGCGUCCCCUGCUACCCCGGUUCCGCCCUCGGCCGCCAAUAUCCCUCUACCGCACUCGCCUAUGCUCUCGCAAACCUGGGACAUUCCCCCUCCGGAUCACACCCCAUGA